CACAGACAGAGACACACAGACAGACGCUCGUCCCCAGACUCUACAGAACACAGCCCUAUCUGACUGAGAGACAUGUCCUCCUCCUCUCUCCUGUGGUGCCUGCUGGUGGUGUGUGUUCUGACUGUGGUCCAGAUCUAUGCAGCAGAGGAACCUAAAGUCCUCAAGGUGUUCAACCUCAGAGCCAGCGACCUGAACAGCGGCUUGUUCCAGACCCCUGAUGCCUACGUCAAGGUGUUCAGAGGCGCCGGCUACGGUGGGAAAACAGAGGUAAAGACCGACAACCAUGACCCCUGGUGGAAGGAGGACUUCAACUUCUUCAAUGUCCGUGAGAACGACCCGCUGAGGCUGGAGGUGUACGACUCCGACGUGCUCUUCGACGACCUGCUGGGGACCUGUGAGCGCUCCGUCAAGAACGGAACUUGGCAACAUAGCUGCACCAUCAAGAGGGGAGGGACGCUGUAUUACUCCUACACCCUUGAGCCCCUACAGUAGACCCUGUACUACUCCUACACCCUAGAGCCCCUACAGUAGACCCUGUACUACUCCUACACCCUAGAGCCUCUACAGUAGACCCUGCACUACUCCUACACCCUAGAGCCCCUACAGUAGACCCUGUACUACUACUACACCCUGAUCCCCUACAGUAGACCCUGUACUACUCCUACACCCUAGAUCCCCUACAGUAGACCCUGUACUACUCCUACACCCUAGAGCCUCUACAGUAGACCCUGUAUUACUCCUACACCCCAAGCCUAGAGUAAUGUCCCACCUCUCAUCCACAACAAUCUGUCAAAACUCUGACCUCACUCUGAUUCCAAACACCCUCUACACCAGCGUUUCCCAAUCCCGGUCCUGGGCACUAACACACCUGAUUCAACUAAAGGCUUGAUGAUGAGUUGAAUCAAGUGUGUUAGCGGAAUGCUAGGGCAAAACCCAAAAUGUGCUCCUCUUUGAGUCCCCAGACAUAGCUCUAAACUGUGUUCUGAAUCACAACAGACACAUGUACCUAGUUUCCCCCUCCUCCUCACUCUGAUCUCAUGGUCCUCCCUUUAGACCUCAAUAAAACAAAUGUAUUUCAGUAUAAUGCUCUCAAUUUGGUUCUUUCUUUUAUCACCAUGUGAGUGUUUAGGUUUUCUCCUGAUAUUUGUCUGACUCCUGCAGGAAUUUGUGCCUCUGUGAAGGAAUCCUGCAGGACUAAUGUUGAUAACUGUCCGACGUUUUGCCUACGCCUCUGUACGACUCCUGUUUGUAUUGUACUGCAGGAAUUUCUAAAAUCCUACAGAUCCUGCAUAUUUAAAAAAAAAUAUUCCUGCAGGACAAGGUAAAUUCCCGCAGGAUUAAUUUAUUCCUGCAGGGCAAGGCAAAUUCAUGCAGUGGUUUUGAUAAACCUGUAUAAUGUCAAAUGUUUAUCAACAUCAUUCCUUUUUUUUUUCAAAAGCAUGUUUGACUCAUUGUGUCCACAUACACACACACACACACACACAAACUGUACACUGAACAUUUUUAAGGCGCUUGACACCUUGGGUUGAUGACGACAACA
This is a messenger RNA of Salvelinus namaycush (lake trout), 1540 nucleotides long. Its product is annotated as perforin-1-like. NCBI's taxonomy places the organism in Eukaryota, Metazoa, Chordata, Actinopteri, Salmoniformes, Salmonidae. Bases 73 to 492 code for a protein of 139 amino acids. The record is from RefSeq and is a predicted model, not a curated record. The transcript has 3 exons.